GUGUAUCAUCAGGAAGAGGGGUUGUAGCGGUUCACAUUAGUUGUCAGCUAAAACUGAAACAAUGCCGUUCAUUGAUUUGGAGACAAAUUUGCCUGCAAGCAAGUUUUCAGAAAACUUUCUGAAAAGACUAUGUACUACAACGGCUGCAGCUUUGGGAAAACCAGAAGACAGGAUGAACCUGGUGGUAAAGGCCGACCUGCCGAUGCUAAUCGCGGGGUCCUGCUCCCCGUGUGUGAUGCUGUCUGUGUCUGCCAUCGGAGUGACUGAUACUGCUGAGAAGAAUAAGGAACACAGUGCCAAAAUAUUCCAGUUCCUGGAAGGAGAGCUUGGGCUAACCGAUGACCGUAUUGUUAUCAGGUUCUACCCUCUGGAGCCAUGGCAGGUUGGGAAGAGAGGAACGGUGAUGAGCUUCUUAUAAGACUCUACGUUCUAUCUUUGAGAAUGAAUUGUUGUUGUAUGGUUGCAAUGUGAGAUUAAACGUGCUGGACCUGCUUUGUUGCUUGGUGGGCUCAAGAUCAGAAAUGAUGUCCAUGUGUAAGCUGAAAGUUUGUUCUUAAGGUAUUGAGAAUAUUUUUAAUUAAAAGCUUCAUAUUUUCCCUCAUUUGUUAUGAUUUGAAAAUAAUAAUUUUACUAAUAAAUUAAAAACAACCAUAAAACAAGCAUUACUCCUUUAUUUUUUAUAAAGAAUAUCAUAGUGUCAUAGAUGUGAAUUAGACUUAAAGCUGAAGUAUGUAAUUUUUGCGACACUAGUGCCACCGAAUGAAAUUGCAAAAAUAGUGUUUCCAAAACAGCUUUCUGAAUACGCCCCUCAUCUGCCAUUGAUAAAACAAAUAGAUAGUCCCGUUUCUUAUUAAACUUUGUUUACUGUUCAGCCGGUUCCCGCCUCCUCCUCACCAGUCCUUUAUCUGUUACAGUGGUGCCGAAACCCGUAAGGGAGGAGGGAUGCGCUGUCGCCGAGUCCUCGCCGCUACCAUCCGCCAGGGGAGAUGCCAGCUCACUCCUCCCCCGGCGGACGGCAGCGAGUCCUCCAGCCCCUGGAGGAUGGAACCGCUCCUCCCCUUCUUUGGCAGACAGCAGUGGUUCCUCCGGCUCUUGGCGGCUGGCAGUGCCCCCUCUGUCCCCAGGCAGACGGCCACGUUGCAUGUGUGUCUGUGUUUGGUUAUGUUUGUUUUAUGUUGAGUUUCUUAUUAAACUUUGUCUGUUCCCGCC
Molecule: messenger RNA, 1209 nt
Organism: Myxocyprinus asiaticus (Chinese sucker)
Lineage: Eukaryota; Metazoa; Chordata; Actinopteri; Cypriniformes; Catostomidae
Gene: ddt
Product: D-dopachrome tautomerase
Exons: 3
Coding region: 62-418 (118 amino acids)
Molecular function (GO): phenylpyruvate tautomerase activity
Source: RefSeq, a predicted model, not a curated record